Messenger RNA from Cuscuta campestris, 1379 nucleotides. The record is from the annotation of a GenBank genome assembly. NCBI's taxonomy places the organism in Eukaryota, Viridiplantae, Streptophyta, Magnoliopsida, Solanales, Convolvulaceae.
GAAGCUAGUCCCGGCGUUUGUCUCUGCCUUUUGUCAGUUCGUCCAAGCCGCACCAACAUCCGCCCCAUGACUGCAAAGAAAACCAAUCCCAUUCAUGACCCGUCCACAAUUUAUUACCUCCAUCCUUCCGAAGGGCCGGGUAAUUCUUUAACCAAAUAUUGUCUUCGAAGUGAUAAUUAUGAUGUAUGGGAGAAAGCUAUUAAAAAUGCUCUCGGAGGGCAUGGUAAGGUCAAAUUUCUUACAUCCACGGGAGUACCCAAACCCGAGGAUGAACUUAAACUUGCGGCUUGGGAGUCCAAGCAUUCAAUUAUUUGUAGUUAGAUUUGCAAUCGAUGAAUCUAUUCAACGAAGUAUUAUAUCUCACAAACUUGCAUUUGAACGGUGGGAUGAUCUCCAGAAAUGUUAUGGCGGUUCUAAUGUUUCACGUACUUAUCAAUUAAAGUGUGAGUUAAACGGGUUGCAACAAAAGGGCCAACCAGUAGUGACUUAUUAUAAUCAGUUCAUCACUAUUUGGAAUCAAUUGUAUGGUUGUUAUGAUCCAACUGGUGGUUGUAAGUGUGAUGAAGCUGCGGUUCUACGAGCAUGUUCAUAACGUGAGAAGACUGUGGAUUUUUUGAUGGGUCUUGACGAAGAGCAAUUUGGCACUGUGCGUGGUCAAAUCAUCGAGAACGAACCUGUCCAAGAUUUGGAUACGGCCUUUUAUUUGGUGUCUCAAGAAGAACGUCAUCGUACGAUUAUUCGUACUCGUGACGACCGCACUGACACAGCGGCAUUCGAAGCCCGACGCACCCCCCACUGGUCGUUUCUUGUGUUCACAUACAUUGUGGGCGUACGAAUCACAAUGUUGAUACGUGCUCUGAGCUUAUUGGUUUUCCAAAUGGUUAUGGACGUGGUCGAGGUUCCAUUUCCAGGGGAGGUGGAGGAAGGGGCGGUGGUCGCAGGCUCCAGUCCGGUGGUGGUUGAGGGUUUGGCCGUGGGCCUGGCAGCGCUGGACUUGGACACAGCAGCAGUCCGGCGAACCCUUCUGCUGGAAGCAACAUCAGCACGGCAAAUGCAGUCAAUAGUGAAGCCCCCGCUAAUUUAAGUGAUCAAGUGGCUGAUAUAACGGACUGUUCGUUGAAAAUGGAGAUUGGUUGGGGUGAUUUGUGACACGGAGUCUAUGUCUUUUACAGUUGGUCAGUUCAAGCUCUUGUCUCCACCACUGAUCCAGUUCUUCUUCAUCAAUGUUUGGGUCAUCCAUCUCCUCAUUUAUCUAGUCAUAUUAGUUCUAAUAAACGCACUUCUACUAUUAAGAAGUUGCAAACCUGUGAAAUUUGCUUUAUGUCAAAACAAACUCGUACUCCAUUCAUUCCUAGUUCAAAUAAAGCUAAUUCUGGUUU